GGAAGCUCGCUUGCGGCUGCCGCUUCUCGGUGCCGGGUCGGGCUCGGAGCCAAGCCUUGCUGGGAUGGUGCCUCCCGGGGAGCCGGGGCUGCUGGCCUGCGGCGGGGCCGAUGACCUGGCUGCCCUGGAGGAGCUGGACGAGGCGAGGUUGCUGCAGAAUCUGAGCGGCCGCUUCCUGCAGCAGCGAGUCUAUACAUAUAUUGGGGACAUUCUGAUUGCGGUGAACCCGUUCCAGAGUCUUCCGCUCUACGAGAAACCAGUAUCCGAGAAAUAUCAGAACCAUGACAAGGGCACCCUACCCCCCCACAUCUUUGCUAUUGCUGACAGAGCAUACCAGGCCAUGCUGGGGCAUCUGGCAACAGGACCUCAGAACCAGUGUAUUGUCAUCAGCGGAGAGAGUGGUGCAGGGAAAACCGAGAGUGUAAAGCUACUGCUGCAACACAUCAUGCACCUGUGCAAGGGCAACUCACAGCUGGAGCAGCAGAUACUGCAGGUGAACCCAUUGCUCGAAGCCUUUGGCAAUGCACAAACAGUGAUGAAUGACAACAGCAGCCGCUUUGGAAAAUACAUGCAGCUGAGGUUCCAAAGGAGUACAGUGAGGGGUGCCAAGCUGAGUGAGUAUCUGCUAGAGAAGUCUCGUGUGGUGCAACAAGAUGCUGGAGAGAGGAAUUUCCAUGUCUUCUACUAUAUGUUUGCUGGGCUCACUGCAGAGGAAAAGGAGAUGUAUGGGCUGCUAGAUCCCUCGUUGUACAGAUACAUAAGUGGAUGGUUUAGGACAGAGGAUGUGGUUGAGUGCUGGAAGGACAAGUACCUGGAGAUGCGUAAUGCCCUAGACAUGGUGGGCUUCCAGGAACAGGAGCAGGUGGACAUGCAGGCAAUCCUGGCCGGAGUCCUGUCUCUGGGCAAUGUGACCUUCCAGUCCCAAGAGAACAAUGGGGCCCUGAGAGUGAGUGAAGCCUCCAAGGGGUGGCUGAAAGCUUCAGCGGGUCAAUUUGGAGUCCAGGAAGAGGAGCUAUUGAAAUGCCUCAUUUGUAAAGUGUCCGUAACCCGGGGAGAGCAGAUUCAGCGUUUCCACACCCAGCAGCAGGCUGAGGGUAAGGGGCAGAGGAGGUCAAUCAGAAAAAUUGUCUGA
Molecule: messenger RNA, 1132 nt
Organism: Terrapene triunguis (Three-toed box turtle)
Lineage: Eukaryota; Metazoa; Chordata; Testudines; Emydidae
Product: unconventional myosin-VIIa-like
Exons: 9
Coding region: 65-1132 (355 amino acids)
Cellular component (GO): myosin complex
Molecular function (GO): cytoskeletal motor activity; ATP binding
Source: RefSeq, a predicted model, not a curated record